Messenger RNA from Scylla paramamosain (green mud crab), 3276 nucleotides. RefSeq names its product 4-hydroxybenzoate polyprenyltransferase, mitochondrial-like (gene Coq2). Gene Ontology annotation, biological process: ubiquinone biosynthetic process. The record is from RefSeq and is a predicted model, not a curated record. The coding region runs from base 55 to 1425 and encodes 456 amino acids. The transcript has 6 exons. Gene Ontology annotation, cellular component: mitochondrial inner membrane. NCBI's taxonomy places the organism in Eukaryota, Metazoa, Arthropoda, Malacostraca, Decapoda, Portunidae.
CGGCCAGUGGUGCAUGAAUUCUUUCCGGCCUUCACUGUGACAUUUGAUGCAAUCAUGUACAACCUUACCUGGGUGGUGAGGCAGGGAACAUACCACCUUGUAACCCCCUGGUGCCUCCGUCUCAUCCUCCCAGGCACUAAGGCACCAGCCACCCUCACCCUCAGGCAUGGGUGGAGCAGGAACAUGUCAGUUGGCACCACUGCUUCUGCCUCUAAGACAUGGAGGGCAGGCCAGGAGAGGACGGCAGACAGACCAGGGGGGGAGAACAAGGACAGUGUGGUUAGUGAAGGAGUGGAACAGAAGCAGAGCGUAAUUGGUGAAAGCCAAUCCAGAGUAGCUGACUGUGAGGGCAGGUUGAGUGCAAGACUGCAGGAUGACAGCAAACAAAUGACAAAAAUAGGUGGUAUUGCCAUUGCACAAAGUAUAGAAGAGAGAGGAAGUACAACAGCAGCACAUAGAGAUGUGCCCCACCACAUUCCUCCACCACCAGUACCACCACCACUGCAUCUUGACUAUGGGCCUACCCCCACCAUACCUCAGCGACUUGUCCUCAGCUCACCCCCAACACUGGCUGCAUACAUGCAGCUGAUGAGGCUUGACCGUCCAAUAGGCACCUGGCUGUUAUUUUGGCCCUGUGGAUGGAGCUUGGCACUCUCUGCAGCCCCGGGGUGUCUGCCAGACCUGUGGCUGAUGACACUGUUUGGUGUGGGAGCAAUGGUGAUGAGGGGAGCUGGUUGCACCAUCAAUGACAUGUGGGAUAGAGACUAUGAUAGCAAGGUGGCAAGGACAGCCGGCCGUCCCCUGGCCAGUGGGUGCCUCAGCCAGUUUGAUGCCCUGGUCUUCCUUGGGGCACAGCUGGGCCUGGGCUGCCUCAUACUUCAGGAGCUCAACUUCUACAGUGUGUGUCUGGGAGCAGCCUCCAUGGGGCUGGUGAUCACAUAUCCCCUCCUGAAGAGAUUCACAUAUUGGCCACAGCUGGCACUGGGCUUCACUUUCAACUGGGGUGCCCUCCUGGGAUCAGCAGCAGCUCUAGGGCAAUGCCAGUGGGCAGUGUGUGCACCCCUCUACUUCUCAGGUGUGGCCUGGACCCUCAUCUAUGACACAAUCUAUGCUCACCAGGACAAAUAUGAUGAUGUAAUAAUUGGCAUCAAGUCUACGGCACUGAAGUUUGGAGAGGCCACACCACGCUGGCUGGCCGGGUUUGGUAUGACGAUGAUCUCUGGCCUCCUAGCGGUGGGCCACAAUGCAGGGCAGACGUGGCCAUACUACCUCACUGUGGCCCUCGUCUCCGGCCACUUGGUGAAGCAGAUCUGGACGCUGGAUAUAAACAAUGCUGCUGACUGUGGGCAAAAGUUCCGAGCCAACAGACACAUCGGGCUGCUGCUGUUUCUGGGAAUUGUCACCGGGAAUUUGUUAAAGGAGUAGGAAUGUAGGAAUGAGAUCGGAAUGUCACUGAGUCAGGGCUGCAGGUUUUGAUCAACAGGAAAUUCAAGGGCCUUAGGAUAUGUGGAAUUGAGAUGUAUUGAGAAGGUUAACAUCAGCAUCAGGAAAGAUGGCAAAGAAGAACAACUAUGAUCACAGCACAGGAAGUUGCAAUGUUCAGUUAAUUGUAUUUAUAAGAUUGCUGACCUUUGUUUUUCUUGUAAGAUGGUUAUUUUUAAGUCCGCAAGAUUUUUUAAGGGGAGCAGGAUAAUUUUCAGUUCAUAUUGUAAGAAGUGUUGUCCUCACUGUAAGAAAAAAGUAUCAGGUAUUUUUUAUUUUUAUUUUUUUCUAAUUGUGUGGUAUUAAUGUUAGGUGAAUGACUUGCUUCAAAGUAAAUAUAAGUUUUGGCUAAUGAUUUCAUAGUAUUCUGUGAUCUUCUACUUCAGUUAUUUUGGGUAUUCACAUUUUGGGUAUUCACUAGAUUACUGGCAGCAUGAGUAUCCAGCUCAACCAGAAACCAGACAGUUUGCCCACAAGGGUGUCAGGGCAUUGAGUAGUGGUGUGCGCUAGGAGUCAGGGAGUCACUACACACUGCCUUCCCUUAUUACUCUCAAAGAGCUGGUUCAUCACUUCUUCAUCUCUUCUGUACUAUUGAACACCACGAGUAUUUCCAAUGCACUUUUGUCCAUUUGGUUUCCUUUGUGGCAUGAAUUGUGUGGGAUCAAUUUUGCAGUAUUAGCACUUCAGGUUGUCACAUAGAUAUACGCACUUGAACAUUUCACAAGCACAUGUCACUGGGAAUAAUGGGAUUUUCUUGUCAUUUCUUGCUGUUACUUGAGAAUCACUUACCAUUUUCCUUUACAUCACUUGUAAACUAUACCAACUUAGUUUUCAUACUCUUCCAGCACACCUUUGUGUAUAGACAUUAGUAAUUAACCACCAUAUGUGAACUGCCAUACAUCCUCACCUGUGUACAGUUAUCAUUUGAAGACCUGGUGUAUAUUUUACCAAUACCUGCAGUUGCAUUUUCUUCUUAGCACAUGAGGGCAGGAUGGAUCAGUGGGACUGUGCUCAGCUAAUGGUCUAAGGGUUGCUUAUUUGAUCCUGGCUCACAGUAUUAUUUUUGUUAGAAAGGUAAACAACACACUGUUGCAAUCGUAGUGCCACAUUUCCUUGCCGCAGUAUCACAACUAAACUCCCAAAAUCCAAGGUGACUCUAGAUCAUGAAUGUAUAACAACAGAUCUAGCAGCUACGUUAUUGUGAGGGAGGAAACAUUUGUAAAUCAACCAUCCUGCAGAUGAACACUCUCUUCAAGUAAUAGGAAAGCACCUAAUCAAGUAACUGUCUAACCCAUACCUAAAUUAUUUGUGUGUGGACAUCUCCAAAGCCAUGUGCUGUUUCUUGUUGGCCAGCUGCAACAUAACAACUUUCCCAUCCCUUGCCCAAGGGAAACUAGAGAUGCUGUGAGGACUGUGAUAACCUUUUCUCUGUCAUCUUUCCUGGUGCAAAUUUUUAAUGGCAUAGAAUCAGAAUUAUAGAUAUAUUAGUAAUAUUUUUUUUCCAUUAGACUUGAGGAUUUCGUGAACAAAUUUAUAGAAGGUACUGAAGAAAGUAUAAUAGAUGGCACUAAACUGAAUGAGAUAAAACCUGAAAGUGUGUAUAUUAGUCAUUCGUUUUUGUAAACUUUCUGCCUUAUUUUCUUAAAUUCAAGAAAAUAAUAUGCUGUCAUAUACAUUUACAUGAAAACCCUGAGAAUGUGAUUUUGUUUGUCUAGUCAUGUAGUUAAUGUGAGAGAAGAAUUAGAGAGUGGUGGCAGUGUAAAAAUCUGGUGUAAAUAUAUGAGAAAUUUGUUU